AUGCGGGUCCUGGAGCUCCCGCCGCCGCCGCCGCUGCUGCUGCUGCUGCUGCUGGCGCUGCCCUGCGCUGCCCGCCGCCCCGCGCGCUACGACCCCACCUGGGGCUCCCUGGACGCCCGCCCGCUGCCCGCCUGGUUCCACGGGGCCAAGUUCGGCGUCUUUAUCCACUGGGGCGUGUUUUCCGUGCCCAGCUUCGGCAGCGAAUGGUUCUGGUGGUAUUGGCAAAAGGAACAGAGACCAAAGUUUGUGGAAUUUAUGAAGAAUAAUUAUCCCCCUGGCUUUAAAUAUGAAGAUUUUGGACCACUAUUUACAGCAAAAUUUUUUAAUGCCAAGCAGUGGGCAAGUAUUCUUCAGGCCUCUGGUGCCAAAUAUGUUGUCUUAACUUCCAAACAUCACGAAGGCUUUCCCUUGUGGGGCUCAAAGCACUCCUGGAACUGGAAUGCUGUAGAUGUGGGGCCAAAGCGGGACAUUGUUAAAGAACUUGAGGUGGCUGUCAGGAAUGGAACCGACUUGCGUUUUGGACUGUACUAUUCCCUUUUUGAAUGGUUCCACCCACUCUUCCUGGAGGAUGCGAGUAGCUCAUUCCGUGAGCAGCGAUUUCCAGCAGCUAAGACGUGGCCUGAGCUCUACGAGUUAGUGAACACGUACCGGCCCGAGGUUCUGUGGUCCGACGGAGACGGAGGGGCGCCCGAUGGCUACUGGAACAGCACCGGCUUUCUAGCCUGGCUGUACAAUGACAGCCCAGUUCGAGACACGGUGGUCACCAAUGAUCGUUGGGGAGCUGGAUCUAUCUGCAAGCAUGGUGGCUUCUAUACCUGCAGUGACCGUUACAAUCCAGGACAUCUCCUGCCACAUAAGUGGGAAAACUGCAUGACUAUAGACAAGUCUUCUUGGGGCUACAGGCGGGAUGCUAACAUCUGUGACUAUCUUACCAUAGAAGAAUUGGUGAAGCAACUUGUGCAAACAGUUGCAUGUGGAGGAAACCUUUUGAUGAAUAUUGGCCCCACACUAGAUGGCAUCAUUUCUCCAAUUUUUGAAGAGCGAUUAAGGCAAAUGGGUACCUGGCUCAAAGUCAAUGGGGAAGCCAUUUAUGAGAGUGACCCUUGGAGAUCUCAGAAUGACACUGCCACCCCAGAUGUAUGGUAUACAUCUAAUCCUAAGGAGAAAUUAGUCUACGCCACUUUUCUUAAGUGGCCCAUAUCUGGAAAGCUGCUUCUUGGAGAACCAAAAGCUACCCCCGGGGCAACAGAGGUAAAACUACUGGGCCAUGGACAGCCACUGACCUGGACACUUUCAAAGCCAACCGGCAUUAUGAUACAGCUGCCGCCACUGACGCCCCAUCAGCUGCCCUGUGAAUGGGGCUGGAGUCUUGUGCUCACUCGUGUGACAUAAUAUGCAGCCAAGAGGCCCACGCUGCAGUUUAACACUAGGAAGUGCCAGGUUUCUAUAAUUGUUGCACAGGGAGAAAACAAUGUAAAUUGAUCAAUACAAAUAAUGAGGCAAUGUAGCCUUCUUUCCAUUUCUCCCUAAAUUCUUUCGUAAAGUACUUCUACAGUGUUACCAUUUGAACUUUGCAGUGCAGGCCUCUGUAAAGUCUCUUCCCAUUGAAUUCCUUUCCAGCUGUGAACCACAGGUGGAAAUUUACUUCAGAGCAGUUAGCAACUGUUGGUGCUAUGAAUUGAAUUCUCCCCACACUCCAUGUGCCUGUAUUUGGAAACAGAAGUAAUUAAGGUUAAACCAAGUCAUAAGUGCAGGGCCCUCCUCAAAUGGGAUUGGUGUCUCUGGAAGGGAAAGCUACUCCAAUGCUGUGAGAACACAGAGGAGAGCCAUGGAAAAGACAGUGAGAAGGUGGCCCUCAGUAAGCCAAAGGCAGAGGUGCUGAAGAAACCAAAUCUCUCAACAUUUUGAUCUUGGACUUUGUGGUUGCAGAUGUGUGAGAAAAAUAAUUUCCCCUUGUUGAAUCUCCCAUGGUGUGUAAGGUUUCUUCUUCCUGUUUUUCUCCCUCCUUCCUCUCUCUCUCUCUCUCUCUCUCUCAUAUACAACAUAGAUAUUAUCUAAUAAAUUUGGCUUGGUAUAUA
Messenger RNA from Jaculus jaculus (lesser Egyptian jerboa), 2078 nucleotides. It is a transcript of the gene Fuca2, whose product is annotated as alpha-L-fucosidase 2. Gene Ontology annotation, biological process: glycoside catabolic process; fucose metabolic process. Lineage: Eukaryota; Metazoa; Chordata; Mammalia; Rodentia; Dipodidae. The transcript has 7 exons. The coding region runs from base 1 to 1392 and encodes 463 amino acids. Gene Ontology annotation, cellular component: lysosome. Gene Ontology annotation, molecular function: alpha-L-fucosidase activity. The record is from RefSeq and is a predicted model, not a curated record.